This is a messenger RNA of Sordaria macrospora k-hell, 1050 nucleotides long. RefSeq lists its product as uncharacterized. Gene Ontology annotation, molecular function: oxidoreductase activity, acting on NAD(P)H, oxygen as acceptor. The record is from RefSeq and is a predicted model, not a curated record. Gene Ontology annotation, cellular component: intracellular anatomical structure. Lineage: Eukaryota; Fungi; Ascomycota; Sordariomycetes; Sordariales; Sordariaceae.
AUGAACGCCUCAGCAACAAGAGCAGUCCGCCUUCUCACCAGACAACGUCUUAACGGCACACUCAACGCUAGAAAUGGUCGUCUGGCACAACGAACAUGCUCUCUGUUUCCCAGACCCGGCAACAUCACUGCCACGCGAACGAUAAUCACUGCUUCUAAACUGGAGGCACAACCAACAGUGGCCAAGCCACCACCACCCAAAGACAACGAGACCAAGCCUCAAAACGAGAACAGUGAUGUCAAGAGAUUCUCCCAGUUUGACCUAACCGGCAAGGUCUUUAUCGUCACGGGGGGUGCUCAAGGUCUUGGUCUUGAGAUGGCAGAAGCACUUGCUGAAGCUGGUGCCAAAGUCUACUGCCUCGACCGUGCCCAACAACCCGACCCAGCCACCUGGUCUUCAGCACUCAAGCGCGUCCCCUCUGCCUACGGCGGCUCUCUGCACUACCGGAAACAAGACGUCCAAGACACCUCGGGCCUCGACGAGCUCAUCGCUUCCAUCGCCACCGAAAACAACCGACUCGAUGGUGUCGUCGCUGCCGCCGGCGUCCAACAAAUCACGCCCGCAAUGGAAUACAACCCGAACGACGUCGCCCGCACGCUCGCCAUCAACUACACGGGCGUCUUCAUGACGGCCACCUCGGCCGCUCGACAAAUGCACAAGCUCAGACAGCCCGGCUCCAUCGUUUUGAUCGCAUCCAUGUCCGGCCUGGUCGCCAACAAGGGUUUGAUCAGUCCCGUAUACAACAGCAGCAAAGCGGCGGUGAUCCAGCUGGCCAGGAACCUGGCAAUGGAGUGGUCGCGCAAGCAAGAAGACGGGACGGGCGGGAUCAGGGUCAAUUGUAUCAGUCCCGGGCACAUCCUGACGCCGAUGGUGAGGAAGAACUUUGAGGAAGUGCCGGGGCUGAGGGAGAAGUGGGAGGCGGAGAACAUGAUGGGACGGCUGGCGGAGACGAGGGAGUUUAGAGGGGUGGUGCAGUUCUUGGCGAGUGAUGCGUCGAGUUUCAUGACGGGUGGUAAUUUGGUUGUUGAUGGGGGGCAUACUGCUUGGUAA